Ornithodoros turicata is the source of this 2253-nucleotide messenger RNA. RefSeq lists its product as uncharacterized. The record is from RefSeq and is a predicted model, not a curated record. The transcript has 2 exons. NCBI's taxonomy places the organism in Eukaryota, Metazoa, Arthropoda, Arachnida, Ixodida, Argasidae. The coding region runs from base 116 to 2179 and encodes 687 amino acids.
UUCAAGUAUAUCUGCACGUGGCAGAGCGCUGUACACAACAGUACUUCGUCGCAGACUGCUGGCAUACAAGCUUUUCCGUCAACGUCACUCUCGACUGUAGCUUUACACUUUCAAGAUGAACUCCUUGCUGGUGAUACUCAUAGUCACGCCACUACUCGGUGCGGAUUCGAGAAGUAUAUCUGCGACAGAGCACAUGUCGGGACAGUACCAUUCAACGGGAUGUUCUCGUUGCGCCAAUGCGCAAAGGCCCUUUAGAACUAUGAGCACAGACAUUGGGAGAGCGCAGCAAGAGAGCAAUGCUGUACAUACUGGUUGGUCGCGCGGCGAGAGUGUGACAGCGCAAAGCUCCAGACGCACACAAAAUGCUGCAUUGAGCACGGCACAGCAAAGCGCAAGUCUCACGGGAAAUAACUGGCCAGCCAUGACGGAUGGGCAGCAACACGUUGGUUUUGCACACAAUAUCGGAUCGAGCAGAGCACAGCAAAGCGCCGGGUCAACCACGGCAACGCAACAGCACUAUCACAGUCAAAGAGAAAGCACCAGGUCGACUAUGCAGGAUGCGCAGCAAGCCACCAGUUUUACACAGAAUAACAGGUUCAGCACGACGGGGGGACGGAAAGGCAUCAGUCCUGCGCAAGGAGAGGUGGCAGAGGAAAGUGCCACUUCUGCUCGAUAUGGCGGGUCAACCAUGGAAAGAGAACACUAUUCUUCCAAUCAAGGGGAACAUUUCAGGUCGGGCGUGCAGGCUACACGGGAAGACACCAGUCUAAGGCAAAAUAAUGAGUUAAGCACGACAGGGGGGCUACAGGACGGCAGCUUUACACAAGAUGACUUGUCAAGCACUACGGGUGGGCAGCAAAGCACCGGUCGUGUAGAAAACACCAGAUACACAGCACAGCAAAGCCCGAAUUCUUUGCGACAUGCCGAGUCAAACAUGAGAAGAGAACAUCAUUCCUCUGACCAAAGACAAAAUUUCAUAUCGACCAGGCAGGCUACACGGCAAGACGCUAAUCUAAUACAAAAUAAUGAGUUAAGCACAACAGGUGGACGACAAGGCGCCAGGUUUACACAAGGUGACUUGUCAAGCAUUGCGGGUCAGCAGCAACACACUGGUCUUGAUGAACACACCAGAUACACAGCACAGCAAAGCCCGAAUUCUUUGCGACAUGCCGAGUCAAACAUGAGAAGAGAACAUCAUUCCUCUGACCAAAGACAAAAUUUCAUAUCGACCAGGCAGGCUACACGGCAAGACGCUAAUCUAAUACAAAAUAAUGAGUUAAGCACAACAGGUGGACGACAAGGCGCCAGGUUUACACAAGGUGACUUGUCAAGCAUUGCGGGUCAGCAGCAACACACUGGUCUUGAUGAACACACCAGAUACACAGCACAGCAAAGCCCGAAUUCUUUGCGACAUGCCGAGUCAAACAUGAGAAGAGAACAUCAUUCCUCUGACCAACGACAAAAUUUCAUAUCGACCAGGCAGGCUACACGGCAAGACGCUAAUCUAAUACAAAAUAAUGAGUUGAGCACAACAGGUGGACGACAAGGCGCCAGGUUUACACAAGGUGACUUGUCAAGCAUUGCGGGUCAGCAGCAACACACUGGUCUUGAUGAACACACCAGAUACACAGCACAGCAAAACGCGAAUUCUUUGCGAAAUGCCGAGUCAAAUAUGAGAACUGAACAGUAUUCCUCCGACCAAAGACAACAUUUUAUGUCGGCCACGCAGGCUGCACGGCAAGCCGCCAGUUUUACAGAAAAUAAAGGCUCAAGCACGACGGAUCAACGACAAAGAGUCGAUGUCGCACAAAGUGGCGGAACAAGCAUAGCGCACCAAGGUACCAGGCUUGAGGAAAACGGCGGGUCCGCUACUAUUACUAAUGGGCAGGUCUCCAGUAAAACAGCGAAAGUGAGAGAGGCCAUUCAGAUUGCACGUCAAGUCGCCGGACUUACACAAAAUAUCUUGUCAAUGACGAAAGGUGGAGGACACGUAGGUACUGCUACGCAAAUUUCGCAAUCGAGCACAGCACGGCAAACGCCAGUUGUAUACCGAAUAGUCAGGCAUGACGGGAGGACGGCAGGGCGCCAUUCUUGCUCAAGAUGCACUCCUUGCAGCAGAUGCCAGAACUACCACAGCGGAUCCCGUCGUGGAACGUAUAUGACUUAUCCACACGGGUGAGAAGGGCAAAAUAUUCACCUCCAACCUGUCAGGGUCGUACCUAAUGCGUCCAAUAAACAGUCACUGACAUGCAA